Branchiostoma belcheri (Belcher's lancelet) is the source of this 768-nucleotide messenger RNA. Its product is annotated as ovoinhibitor-like. Bases 223 to 675 code for a protein of 150 amino acids. Gene Ontology annotation, molecular function: protein binding. The transcript is spliced from 5 exons. NCBI's taxonomy places the organism in Eukaryota, Metazoa, Chordata, Leptocardii, Amphioxiformes, Branchiostomatidae. The record is from RefSeq and is a predicted model, not a curated record.
CAUCCAAAUCUCUGACGUCACUGGAAGGAUACGGGACGACAGGGCGCGACAGAAACAACAUUAGGGCCAGGUGUUGGAGUGGUUUCUUAUCGCAUUACCGCUUCUCCCUUCUGUGUUGGCCAGAGACAAGCCACCACGGCAUUCUUGAUUCACACCAGUUGUCUGAGAAGUUCGUAGAAGGAGCGUUAGCAAAGUAUCUGCGGAUCACACCGAAUCCUAACCAUGAUGAAACAGGUGUUGCUGUUGGUCACCUGUCUGGUCGUCAAAGGUCUUGCUGAAUGUCCUGACAUGUGCCCGUUCAUCUACGACCCUGUGUGCGGGUCGGACGGAGAGACGUACAGUAACGAGUGUUCUCUCAAGGUUCACGCCUGUCAGCUGGGAGGAGACAAGCUCACCAUGGUGUCCAGAGGAGAGUGUCCAGAGGUUAUGAGCCGGAGCCAACCAGCUAUAGAGAACCGAAAUGCUGUGUGCGUUGCUGAGAGGCGCGGCUGUCCCAGGAUCUACAAGCCCGUGUGCGGGUCCGACAAGCACACCUACCCCAACGAGUGCGAGCUCUGUCGGAAAAUGGCGGAGGCCGCAGUGAAGACGGAGAUCCGAGUCCGCCAUGAGGGUGAGUGUACCCCUGAAGAGGAGGCACAGGCAGGUGACACCAAGACAGGUGGCCGGCGGCUGUAGAUGACAGCUGCACCUGAGCUAGUGCAACAGCUGGUGGAAUACAUCCACAUGCUUACUGUGAAUAAACGUUCACGCAAUUCUGAAAAAGAUAAA